Molecule: messenger RNA, 582 nt
Organism: Prorocentrum cordatum
Lineage: Eukaryota; Dinophyceae; Prorocentrales; Prorocentraceae
Source: the annotation of a GenBank genome assembly
AUGAUGCCUGACGUGCUGAACUGGAUGGGUAUCCGCCGCAUCGACUGGCUGUGCUCCAUGAGCAACGAGAAGUACGAGGCCAUCACGGGUGCAGGCAUCACCGUGAUGCAGCGCGUGGACCUUCCGAACGACUACAUCAAGGAGAGCAUGAUGGUGGAGCUGAACGCGAAGAUCGCCAGCGGAUACCAUUGGGGGGGCAAGGCCGUGGGAGGCGCAGCCGGGCUGGAGCAGCUGGUGCAAGUCCGCGAGCAGUGCUUCAAGGUGUACGAGCUGGGGAAGCAGGGCGGCCUGGCCUUCUUCACCGUGGACGAGUCCAAGAUGCCCGCCGCCGUGGCGGCGACGGAGGAGGUCAUCCGGCGCCGCUACCCCACCCUGCAGGUGCCGCCGCACUCGCGCCUGCGCCACUUUCCGGACGGCAAGCUGGCGGGGCUGCUGGCGAGCUGGAAGUGCGACAAGGUCGAGAAGGCGCGCCGCCUGGUCGACCUCAUCACCGUCUCGGCGCUCACGGACGCGGGGGCGGGCACGGGAUCGGAGCGGAUCGGAGCGGACUACCUGCCUGAGAGGGACACCCUACUCGGGUGA